This is a messenger RNA of Aplysia californica (California sea hare), 3351 nucleotides long. RefSeq lists its product as uncharacterized. Gene Ontology annotation, cellular component: plasma membrane. The record is from RefSeq and is a predicted model, not a curated record. Lineage: Eukaryota; Metazoa; Mollusca; Gastropoda; Aplysiida; Aplysiidae. Gene Ontology annotation, molecular function: calcium ion binding. Gene Ontology annotation, biological process: homophilic cell-cell adhesion.
CCUGGGCUCAGCCAGACUUUAAACCCCAGUGGUCCUCAGCUACAUAUAAUUCAAGUUUGAACCCGUUGAUGUAGAUAAUAUUCAAAAGAUAUUAUAACUUAUAACUAUAAUUAUAGUGUUGUUAUCAGUUUUACCUCAGUGUUAAUUAAAUCUAUGGGGUUCGUUUAGAAUUUAUUUAAACAAGCUACUGAAAACCCGAAAAUAAUCUUUCGUUUGCUUUGUCGUACUGUUUCAGGCAUUAGAAAUAAGAGGAGUAACAAAAUAGCAAAAGAAAAACAAAACCACAUUCGUGGAGCUGAGACAUCAGACUGCGAGGGACCGACAGGCGUGGAUCUGAGGACAUUUGGACUUAUAAAAUGGGCUUGGUUGUGACUCUGGCAGUAGUCAUGGCCUCUCUGCUCAGUUUGGCUUGUUUGAGGUGACUUACAGCCCUUUCUGCUCUCUGGUCAAUGUUCAACCGACUGACCCAUCAAGAUUCAGCAUCAAAAACCUGACAGAAAUCGCUACGGGCCAAUGGCGGUUUGACGUCAUUCUUAUCCAGGCGUACGAUUACGAAACGGUGGACCAGGUCGGCAGCGCGGUAAUAAUUGUGAGAGAUCUACCUGAUGAGCCACCAAGGUUCGAGAAAAGAUUGUACCAAGUUACUGUUCCCGAGUUUGCGGACUACCAGCUGCCCCUGUUUUCGGAAGCACUGGGGCAAGGGAUGGUGAACGGUCUGAUGGCGACAGUUGUAGAUAUAGUGCUCAAAACUCCCCUGGAUUAUGAAACCAGCAGACGAUACGACUUCUCCGUCAUAGCAACAGACAGUGUGAAUCUGACAGACCAGGCUGACGUCAUUGUGAAUAUAGAGGACGUCCAAGAUAUGCCGCCAAUGUUCACAGUGCCCGUUUACAAUGGACGCAUCAGCGAAGCUGCAAUGCCUGGCACCCCAGUGCUGGCUGUCACAGCUCGAGAUGGAGACAGUGCCGCUAUCCAGAACGACAUCGUCUUCUCCAUUAUACACGAGAACUCGGACAAAUUUAGCAUUGACGCAAGCACAGGGUUGAUAACCACGUCUGGACCCCUGGACAUUGACGACAACGAGCUCCUAAGCAAUGGACUGGUUAACCUCACCAUCCUGGCCAUCAAUAACCAGUUCCGCCUGCAUGUGGAAAGGGACGGGGCGCCGUGGGAUGUGUUCAGGACAAACAUAGAGACUCAGUACUCCCAAGCCUCGGUCUUGAUACAGCUGAAUAAGGAAGACUCUCUUCUUGGUCUCGGGGAAUCGUCCAUUCACUUUCAGAUCGUGGCCACCGAUGUCCGUGCAUCCUCUCACAACCUCACGGCGUCUGUGGCGCAGAUGACAGUCUGGGUCAAAGGUCAAACGACUCCGCCCCCAGCCCCAGAACCAAUCGUCAGUAUACCCUUGAGCACAUCUGACAUCAUUGUCUUUAUCGUUGGCAUUCUACUCCUCCUGAACGUAGGCCUCACAAUUUUUCUUUGUUACGUCCUAAGAGGAGGCAAAAGAUCACCUUUGGGGGUUUUCGGUCGAAAUUCGAAAUAUUAUGUUUCCGAAAGAAGUAGAAAUAAGGCUAACGCGGUGAUGGGGGAUGGCGUAAAGGGUCUGGAGGAUGGUAAGAGCUCUGAAGAAGAGGAGACGCAACUUCCGAUGCCGAUGACAACACAGAAGGUAAUCGUUGGGGAAGAAACAAACGCCCCCCAAGCUGGACCUGGACAAGAGACGGCAGUGAAACCCCUCAGAAACACUGUAGCAUCCGCGGCCAACAGGAAUAGAUGUGACCUUACCGAAUUAACAGAAAAGUUGAAUUCGUACACUCUAAAUAAAGAAAGCACUUCAUUUGCAAAGAGCAAUGACAAUAACACAGGAAUUAACAGCGUGGAGCAAAGCACUGAAGUAGGCCAGGAAAACAAAGCUUUUCUGCCAGAGCAGGGCGCUCUUCGAGGUGGGGAGGAGAGAUCGGGUAAUCGUAUCAAUAUCCCAGAAAGCUCUAGGGCAGGACUUAAUAUUUCCACUGGUGUCACAAAACUGGAGUCGAAAGUAAUCCAGCCUAGACCUGAUAACAGUGAAAACUGCACAGUCCGUCCUUUUGAACAAUCGGGAAAAAGUUAUCAGCCGAAUGGCAAGAGCGGGGCAAACAGCAACACUUCCAGUUUUUCAGAACGCUCUACGGGAGACGCUGUGCCUCUCAUCAAACGACCAAAAAAUAAAGAGUCUAUCAGUCAACAACAACAACCGCAGCAAACUUCUGACAAAGGUGCAUCGCCAUCGACAUCGAAAGACAAGUCGAAUGUGACUAAAACUGAUGGAGGGCUUACUCUCACUAAGACUCAAAACAAGGACGCCAAAAAUAACUCGCAAGAGAAAGAUGCUGCAACAGCCCCGAGCUCUGUGUCCACAUACAACGCCAUGCCUGUCUUGCCAGGGGGGAGAACACAGCUGACGCAAACUGGUGUGCCCCCCGUGGCCUUGGCAUUGCCUUCCAGCUCAGGAACCAAGCCUAGAGAUGCUUACGUCACCGUCACUAACCCUGUAUAUAAUUUGCCCUCUACUCUGGGGAAAGAAAACGCACCCAAACCUGAAGUGAGCACUGGGUGGAAAGCUCCUGGGAUCUUCCAGACCUUGUCGUCAUCUCUCGAGCCGCCAACAAGCAGCCAAACCGGCGUGAAGGAAGCUACCACGGAGAAAUCUUCUCAGAUGCAGCCAGAAGCCACCCUCCCAAAAGACAGCCAAAAACAGAGCAGCGCACCAGUCAGGCCUACAACUCCUACUCCUGCACUGGAAGACAAAAAGCCGACUCGAGUAGUAGAAGAAACCCCAGGUCAAGACGCACGACAUGUGACUUUUGUCUCCACCAGACCGACGAGUAGCAAAACAAACUUGCUGCAACAGCAGGAUUACGUGAGCGCUGCCAAAGAUCUUCUCAACGCUGUUAACUCAGCUAGCACUGGGAGUCUGAAGAUGUGACGGGGCAUAGUGUGGGGGUGGGUAGUUAGGUCCCAUAAGGAAACAUGGAACUUAACAAGAGGAUUAGAUUAUGAAGAAGACCUUGGGCAAACUAAAUCUACAAGAGAGAGAGAGAGAGAGAGAGAGAGAGAGAGAGAGAGAGAGAGAGAGAGAGAGAGGGGGGGGGGGGGGGGGGGGGAGAGAAAGGGAGAGAGAGAGUGGGGCGCGUACAUAAUAGUACAUACUAGGUGAACAGUCCACAAUUUAAGCGACGCCUUAUAACAUUUAACUCCAUGUUUUUAUACCUUCAUUCAAUUUUAAAACUUGUAGGGUAACAUUGAACUUCGUACAUGUAUUUCUUUUGAUAUCGCGAUUUUGAAGUCAGUUGGGUUCGUUUUGUUUUUGUU